AUAUUUUUUAUUAUCUGCCGGUGCCGUUGCUUUAUGGUUUACAAGAGUUGAGAAGAGUAACUUACGGAAAAACGUGAGCUGUGAUUUUGUAAAAUUCUGGGCUAAAAAUUUAAGGGUCGCAUUCUAUUGACCUCGAAGUGUGUCUCGUUGUGGAAGAUGUCGGACACAAAAGAAGAAAUUUCAACAUCCUCCUUGCCCGCCAACACUCCUAAAAAAAUUCUAGCUACAAAAGUACAGGGUACUGUUAAAUGGUUUAAUGUGAAAAAUGGUUAUGGAUUCAUUAAUAGGAGUGAUACAAAAGAAGACAUAUUUGUCCAUCAAACUGCAAUAAAGAAAAAUAAUCCAAAGAAAAUGGUUCGAAGUGUAGGAGAUGGUGAAGUUGUAGAAUUUGAUGUUGUGGUUGGCGAGAAAGGUAAUGAAGCUGCUAAUGUGACUGGACCUGAUGGUGCUCCAGUAAUGGGUAGUCCAUAUGCUGCUGAUCGAAAUCGUAUGCGUGGGAGGUGGAUUCCGCGAAGACGUUACGUGCCCAGAACACCUAGACAACGAACUGAAGGUGAAGAUAGCCAGAGUCAAGAAAAUGCUGAUGACGAGAUUCAACAACCCCAGAGACCUAUGAGGCGACAAAUGCGCCGUCCUUUCUUUAGGCAGUACUACCGAGGACCUCCACGAGGCCCGCCCAGAAACAUGCAUCAAGAAGGCAAUGAUGAUGGUCAGGAGAGGAAAGAUGAUGAGAGGCCACAGAGAGGUGGUGGCAGUAACAGACGAGCACCCAGACGUUUUACACGCCGAUUUUUCCGACGUAGGCCACGCCGUCCCAGGAGUGACACAGAAGGCAGCCAGAGUGGUGUAGAAGGAGAAACAACUAAUAAGGAUACGGAAGCAGAAGAUGAUCAACGCCAGCGCCGCGAUAGAGGCCAGGGAUACAGACCUCGCCCACCUUACAGACCAAGAAUGGACCGAAGGAGAGUUCGCCGUGGUGGAUCUAAUACCAGGACCAGGUCCGCAGACAAUGAUCCUUCCAGAAAAGGAGAUGGCUCUUAUGAUGGCCAAGGGCGGGAAAAUGAAUCCAAAUCUGAUGUCCCUGGUAACCAAAACGAUAAUUCAAACAGCACGAAUGCAUCGCCUUCCUCUAAUGCAGUGUCACAAGAACCCAGUGAUUCACAGCAAACGAACAAGGGGUAUUCUAAUGAGCAAACAUCUGCAGAGCAAAGUGCUGUAAAAUGUGAAGGUUCAUCUUCCGUAGAAGCUUCCCCAAAUGAAGCAACAGUCUCUGCCUAACCAAUGUGGAGCUCACUAUCUUUUGAGUCUGCCUGCUUCUCAUGUCAUUAACAACAUACUACUACUUUGUAAUUGUUAUCAUGCUGUGAUUGGAUUGCAUUAAAGAAACAAACAGCUGGAGGUGUAGUUUUUGCCAACAGGUGGCUGUUCCUUGGGGUAGCCUUGGAGGCACUCCCUAGCCAUUCAAGUUACAGCACUUGUUGAAAGUUUAUUAUUAUUUUUUUCCUCCUUAUUAUAUACUGAGCACUUUUUUUUUCUGACCGAACUAACAUUGUGUAUUUAUCUUUGGCCCUUGUUGUUUGAAACCUAAUUUAUUUUUAAAAUUCAGAUGCAUUAUAUGACGAACUUGUAGCAUUGUUCGACUUUAUUUUGACUGAAAGCAGACACUUUGUAUACUUGAAACAGAAGUUUAUAAAUAUGAAUUUGGAAUAAAAUUCUUCAUUUCACAAACAA
Argiope bruennichi is the source of this 1731-nucleotide messenger RNA. RefSeq names its product Y-box-binding protein 1-like (gene yps). The transcript is spliced from 7 exons. Gene Ontology annotation, biological process: regulation of gene expression. Lineage: Eukaryota; Metazoa; Arthropoda; Arachnida; Araneae; Araneidae. Gene Ontology annotation, molecular function: nucleic acid binding. Gene Ontology annotation, cellular component: nucleus. The coding region runs from base 157 to 1278 and encodes 373 amino acids. The record is from RefSeq and is a predicted model, not a curated record.